UGUCUUGUUCCUCACCGACCUUGGCACAAAGCACUCCAACUGCCUCCUGCUACACUAAUGGCAUGACUGUGAAGCUACAAAGAGGGGUCACUGAGAACCUGAAGAUCAAAGUUAUGAAUGAAUGGCAACCUUUACUUAAAGCAUCAGCUAAAUGUGGAUACAGUCUGGUGUCACAUCCAGAAGGUAUGGUCAUCCAUGCCCCAUUUAUGCCAUGCACCGAGGCAAAGGAUGGGAUGUUCACCCUCAUUUUGGCAACCGAGAACAAGUUUAAUCUGUCCUGCCCAGCGUUGUCGUUUAGUCUUCCUAUUAAUUUGUUUGAUCUUGCAUCUAAAAAUGAUCCAUCUAGUUCUCCUGUAGCUGUUCCAGUCUCAUCGAGACUCUCUCCCACCACCAGUAAUACUGUUGCAACCACACAGCCAAUACAGACUCCUACUACUACACAAACAACUCCGAGAACCUCCAUGAGUUCAACCAUGCAGAAAUUGCCUACUCCCUACCCUUAUCGCACUCCUGGCCAGUCAUAUUUUGGUCCUGUUCCUCCUAAUUUCCCUUUUGUACUUUUUCAUCCAAAUGUGUCUCCAACCAUUGUUCCUCAUGAUCCCCCAUCUGCCAUUACCCAGAGACCACAUUCACCCGUUUACCCCAAACCUCCUAAAACUUGGUACCCUAAGCCCAACUUGGUUCUCAACCCUGACCCCACUCAGAAUUCAGCUGUACAGCAAUAUCCAAGAUAUCCUUUGCUGCCCAUUACCACUGCUCCUAAAAGUAUUCCUCCUAAAGAUAAGGUGAUUUCUACUACACCCAUGACCCAUCCUGUGCAAUGGGCACCUAUGUUCCCUCCCAGCAAUUUGGUGUAUCCUUUAUAUCCAGGAAAACCUGGAUCUUUUGCUCCCUCCUCAGAAGUCUUUGCUCAUGUCCCUCACUGGCCACAUCCCUCCCAAACCAAACCAAGGCCUGAUUUUCCCCCAAGAUUGAAACCCACUGAACCACAGGACAUGCCUAAACUGGACUAUGCACCACCUAUACCUGCCACUACAAACAUGGUAGAACCACCUCAGCUCUUCAACUGUCCGUGGUACAAACCCAUCCCACGAAAUCGUUCAGAAAUGCCAUCUGUUCAUACAAAAUCACCAGCAGUUACAGCAGUCUCCACUCCUGAAGCUACUCUUUCCAGUCCAACAACGUAUUCAGAAAUGUCUGAAAAAGCUGCAAAGCCACACCCUUCAAAACGCCCCUAUCAUUCCAUUAUUACGGGUCCUCCUAUGAAGAUACACUUUACCCCAUGCACUUAUUCUGCCCCAAAGAACUAUCCCCACACUGCAGUUAAUUUCCCUCAUGCACAUUCUUUUCACUGUCCAACUUGCUGUCCUUCAAUAUCCUACCACAACCAUCACCAUUUUGGUCAUCCUUUUCCUGCGUCUUUUCUUGGCACCUCAAGUCUGACCAAAAUUACAGCCCAAAUGGCAUAUGUAAAAGGAGAUGACAGUUCAUCCUAUGCCCCAUUUCCCCUUAUUCAGGGCAUGAGUUAUAAUUAUGGCCCUUAUUCACCCUCCCGUUCUUCAAAUGGUGCUGCUCCACCACCUAAUCAUGCAGCAAUGCAAUAUUUAGAACUCGCUGAAGGUCCUCUCAAGCCUGCUCAUGCCUCUGAUACUUCAAAAGUUUUGACAAGACCUACAAUGUGUCCUCACAUUUUUAGGACAUUGGCAUCAACUACUGUCUCUCCACGGUCUGCAAUGAAAUCUGCAAAUAUAGCUCCUGUUAUACGCUCUUUGGAGCCAUCCAAGCUGCAUUCUACAUCCUCCCAAAAUGCACCAAUUGCUGAACCUGCAGUUUACCAGCCUGAGUUGCAACCGUAUGUUCCCCAGUGGGAUGCUCCAAAUAAUGUUGGACCACUUUCUCAACAGAUAGAACAUCUAGAUUCCUCAAAACUCCCAGCUCAUGCCAAACAUUUGUCAAAUUACUGGUAUCAAGCUGCUCAUUCAAAUGCAAGGCCCACCAUGUCUGAUGAUCCUGAAAAAAUCUCUCACAAAGGAUCAAUGCAUCGUGUUACCACUCCUCAGCCUUCAGAUUGGUUGUCUUCUCAACCAAACCAAACUCAUGACAUGAACCCUUCAGUGAAGCUGAAUGUUCAUUCCCCAAUGCCCAGAGGCCCAGAAUCAUUUGAUACAUACUGGGUCCAUGCUGUUCAGUCAAAAUAGAAAGCAACAUUGUUUUCCGACUAUUACCCUGCUGGCAAGUGGACAGUUUCCCUUUGUGAAACACAAAAUAAUUAAAAAUGUCACUGAAUAAUCACUGCUGAUUGUUUUCUUGUAAGGUUAUUAGAGGGGUCCACUCCAGUUUAACCCAAGACAUGUGAAAAGACAGAAAUAACACACCUAUAAUAAAAGUAUAUAGUUGGAGAAAGCCUUUACAGACUUUUCUUUAACAAAUGCCUGUUAAUUUGAGUCCUCAAGGUUUAGUCCAA
Xyrauchen texanus (razorback sucker) is the source of this 2464-nucleotide messenger RNA. Its product is annotated as adhesive plaque matrix protein-like. Lineage: Eukaryota; Metazoa; Chordata; Actinopteri; Cypriniformes; Catostomidae. The transcript has 3 exons. The record is from RefSeq and is a predicted model, not a curated record. The coding region runs from base 63 to 2198 and encodes 711 amino acids.